CCGACGAUCACCGCUCCCUGCUCCAAAACGAAACGAAACAGCUUCCGUCACACCACUUUUUCCUCUUCCGACUGAUUAUCCCCGCCAAAAUGGUCACAGUUGAGCAUGAAAUCCCCUCCGGCAUGGAGUAUCAAUACGCAGAUCAUACCAUCUCGGAACGACCCGGACCUAUCCUCAAAGCAGGCAUGGGGUCCACCAGCCAGGCUGAGCAUCCACCUGCACCUUCGCAAGGACCAAAUUCUGGUCAAUACGCGGAGCGCCGUCGCCAAUUUUAUAUUGAGUUAGACACUAUCAAACAAAAGAAGCUGUCCCAAGCAAGUCAAAGAGGAGGCCCCAACCAUGCAUUGAACGAUUACCAGCUACAGCUCGAGAUUCUGGAAUUGGAAAACAAGAAGAGACAUCUGCAGAGAAGAAUCGACCAGGAUGCAGGGCAAGCUAUUGCAUCUCCUCUUGUAAGCAAAUUUCAGCAGUAGCCAGCUCGUGGCGUCGAGUCCACGUUCUCGGGGCAAUCGGAAGCAGUGGCCUUGAUAAAAGCCUGAAGCAAAUAGAUAAUAAGGCUGAAUCUGUCAAGAUCAAGCUUCAAGAACGUCUGCAUCCCAAAAAUAAAGUGUGCUGGGAGGAUA
Messenger RNA from Mollisia scopiformis, 623 nucleotides. RefSeq lists its product as uncharacterized. The coding region runs from base 90 to 473 and encodes 127 amino acids. Lineage: Eukaryota; Fungi; Ascomycota; Leotiomycetes; Helotiales; Mollisiaceae. The record is from RefSeq and is a predicted model, not a curated record. The transcript is spliced from 2 exons.